Musa acuminata AAA Group (dessert banana) is the source of this 511-nucleotide messenger RNA. Its product is annotated as transcription factor ILI5-like. The transcript has 2 exons. The record is from RefSeq and is a predicted model, not a curated record. Bases 143 to 400 code for a protein of 85 amino acids. Lineage: Eukaryota; Viridiplantae; Streptophyta; Magnoliopsida; Zingiberales; Musaceae. Gene Ontology annotation, biological process: regulation of growth; regulation of DNA-templated transcription. Gene Ontology annotation, molecular function: protein dimerization activity.
UUGGGCCUCCCAACGCCAGUGCGGAGCUCUUCAGCUCUAUUUCACAGUGAAAGGAGUGGGUGUCUCUUGACCACCUCACACAAAGUUCUCACACUCUCCCUUGCUUGUAUCUCUCACCCCGAUUUCCCUUCGCCUUCCACCGAUGUCUGGCAGAAGGUCCAGGAUCUCAGAGGAGGAGAUCAAGGAGCUAAUCUCGAAGCUCCGAUUUCUUCUUCCCGAAACCCGCCGUCAAGGCGGAAGCAGAGCUUUAGCUGCAAAACUACUACAAGAGACAUGCGACUACAUCGAGAGCCUGCACCGGGACGUCGACGAUCUUAGCGACCGCCUGACGGAGCUGAUGGCGACCAUGGACAUCAGCAGCGCGCAGGCUGAGAUCGUGCGGAGUCUCCUCCGCUCCUGAGCCGAGUUAGGCACUUUGCUUCAUCGACUUAUAGCUACGGAAGGACAAGGUUUAUCUAUCUAUAUAUAUAUAUAUAUAGGAGGAGCUCUUAGGACGACUAGUUAUGGUACU